UUCCAAAAAUGUGUGCUAAGUCAUAACAAAUUAAUAAACAUAAUGCCUAUGAGCAUUAAUUAAAAAUAGUUUCGUAACACGAUUCUUCUUUAGUAAUUUUUGUGAUAUAAUAGUUCUGUAUUUUAUUUUAUUUAGAAAUGGGACACCACUUUGAAAAAGAAUGAAAUAAAAUAGACUAGGCCUAGACCUAAAAAUCUCUUGUUUUACUUAUAUUAAUCCACUAGGGGGCGAGAGUGUCGGAGAGAAAAUAUGGCCACUGAGAUACUACGGCAUAAGAUGUAGCCUUGUUUUAUUUUCAGAGCAAUUUUUCACUUAAAGUUAUGAUAAUCUUCUUAUGAUGCGAUAUGUAUAAGCGUAAAAAAGACAGGGGACUAAAGAACAAUGGAUUUUGUUGACUUGGAUAAAGUUUUAGAUGAAUUUGAAGAAGAAGAAAAACAAGCACUCUCUAUAAUACCUGGCCAGGAACUUAAGCCGAGUGGAUACACAGAAUUCUUAGAAAAGCACCAGAACCAAGACUGGAGCUCUCUGAAUCCAAGCAAAUUCCCUUCCUACAGUGGCUACACACUUGAGCGUAGAUCAGUGAGAGAGCCAGUGAAUGUACCCUAUGAUGACCCGUAUGACAACUUCUCUGGCUCUAAGCUGGGUCUUAUAACAGAUGACAACUACUCCUUCAAUGGGUAUGAACGGAAAGAUGAAGGCAGAAAGAGGAAUAAUCAAAGUGAGAUUGUUACAAACCUAACCAGAAUAUCAGUGAAUGGGGAUAAGGUUAAUACCGUUUACUCCUCCACUAACUCUUAUGACCGUAAAGGCAUAGCCAAUAGCACUGAGCGCAAGGGAACUAUUGCUUACCAGCCAAUCGAGGUUCAGACUGAUGCCCUGUCUCCUGCUAGUGAACAUGAAUUGAUGUCCUCUCCCUUUCCCAAGUCAGAUAUCAUAGUAGAUGGGCAUGGUGAUACAUCUGUUUCUUGUGAUACAAAGGUGUUUGGUGAAACUGAUCAAAACCACAGCCCAAUCUAUGCAAGCAUGGAUGCUGAUAAUUUAGUCCCAGACACCCAGUCUUCCCAACAUUCUCCUAUGGAUAACAAUCAACAGUUGUCAAAAUCUCACGCAGAUGAUUGCUCACCUGGUAUUGCUGUGACUGGUCUCAUGUCUGAUCAAAACACAUUCAGUUUAAACACAGGUAACACGGGCACGCAGGUAUCAGCAGUGGAAGAAACCGUUGGGUUUCACGACACUGUUGAUGAAGACAUAGAUGACAGUGAGGUGAAUAUGUACCUUAAUAACUUCGAUGAUGGGCUGGUAAGUAAUUUUAACACUUCAAAAGACUACAUGACAUCCACAGUUGAAACUAACUACAGCUCUUCACAUGUACCAGACAUACAUAUUGACCACAAUACACAUAAAGUUAAUGAAAAUAGAAGUCUUGCUGAUGAGCUGAAUGAAGCAGAACCUGAAGUAGACCAUUACUCUGUGGUCCAUGAUGGUUCUCAGCCUAAAAAAUUAUGCUCCGGUAGUGAAAUCUCUGAAGCUGGUGUCUGCCACCAUCAAGACCCUGACAUUGUUGCUGACAUUGCGGCCCACACAACACAGGACAUUCUCCCCACACACAGUGGUGUAUCUGAAUCCUCUGAUGCCAUUAGACAGAGAGUUUAUAAUUCUGUUAUGAAUGGUAGAAUGGAAAUUGAAGGUAUUCUUCAGGAUAAGGAACAAACAAUUAUAGGGGAGAAUUUGAUGAGAGGGAAGAUGGAAAUUGAAGGCAUUUUAGAACAGAUAGAGACUGGAAAACAUGUUUUACGUGAAUCUGAUAAACCUGUGUUUGUUGGUGGUCACAACCAGCCUGAUGUGACCCAGAGGUCAGAUACUGGGGCCUGGGUCAACACCAACGACCCCAGCUCACUCAGCCCAGGUCACACAUCAAGCGGUGUGACGAACAGUUUGGGGAUGAACAUGGGUGUUGGGGCGAGGCCCAAAGAUCCAUCGGCGAUAAAGAAGAAUCGGCCCAACAGUUUGCUGGGGCUGUCAAAGGUCAACCUUGAUUUCCCUGCGACUGAGAGCGUCGUGGAGGCUGCAGUUGAUGAACCAGGUCACCCAGCAGGAAGUGAGAAACCCUCACACUUCCCAGAUGUGACCAUGCAGCCUGGUCAAGCUUUGACUAGUGACAGCGCUGUGCUUAGAGACGCCAGAGCCCAUACAACCAGCGAGACUGUCCCAAUUAUACAUGAUUACUCACCAUCUCACAUGGGAUCAGACCAAGAUAUUUCCUCCACUUCCCCUCCAGACCAUCAAAACUCUCAGAAAACAAAAAGGCCAACAUCUCUGAGUAUCCGCAGACCUGAAUUCAGCAUUGAACAAAGUGAAGGAGAAAAUAUAGAGCAUGAAGUUUGUUCAGAUGAGCCAUCACCUGGAAGUGCUGAUCACCCAGAAAUGAAUUUACCUGACCAAACUGAAGUGAACUUACCUGAAGAGGAAACAGCAUCAGAACAAAGUUUAGAAUCUUACCCAGGGUCCACUCUGAUGCCUCAAUCAGUGUCAAUGUCCAACAGUUUAGGUUCAGCUGCUCCAUUCUGGAUACCUGAUGCUGAUGCCUCAGAGUGUAUGAUGUGCAGACUCAAAUUUACUAUAUGGAAAAGAAGACAUCAUUGUCGUGCCUGUGGGAAGGUAUUCUGUUCCAACUGCUGUAGUCAAAAAGCAUUGCUACCUUACAUGGAGAACAAAGAAGCUAGAGUUUGCCUAGAGUGUCAUAUACAACUUAGCUUAGCCCCUGGCACAGCUGCCAAUCCACGUUGUCCCAACCCAAACAAUCCCAAUGAGUACUGCUCUAAGGUUCCACCCAAUCAGCAGGCCAGCAACCAUGCCAUUCCACCAGUUGUCAUGGUGCCAACAGGCGUUUUAAAGCCAUCAGGAAGUCAGCGGCGGUCAGGUGAACCAAAACAGGUGAUGUUUUCUGAUGGCAUAAGACCAGGUGGUGAUUUGACAGAGUUGGACGGCCCUGAACAGACAAGGCCUCAGCGCAGAUCUGCUCGUGCUGCUAGAAGGGGACCCCCACAGCACCAAGGUUCUCCACCUGCCCGUAAAAUCAAAGAUGAGAGCAUUUCUAGAAGUCCUUGUUUAAUACCUGAUGAUGGAUUCCCCCCCUUGUAUAUUAUCCAGGGUGAUUCAGGUUAUAUUGAAAGGGAUGAUGCUUUAAAUCAGAUAAACUACACUGAGGAUUAUAAAGCGGAAGGUGGACCAUUGAUAUAUUAUGCUGUCAACAAAAAUCUUGCCGUUGGUAUCAAAGUUAUAAACAUGGAUUGUUGUGUGAAUAGGCUGUGUUGGUAUUUUGUUACAAGAGGAAUGAACACAGCUGGUCAGAGUGAGCUGGUGAUUCUGCUUGAGUUGACAGAGGAAGAAAUGGAAAGCACCAAUCUUCUGCCACCAAGAGAUAUGUUUAUUCACUUCCAAAAUGUGUAUGAGGAAGCAUUAAAAGGUUAUCCCAUACAGGAUAUGGGUUACUCUAUUUUCCACCAGAAUUUUCUCGGAAAUCGUGAUCAUGGUGGAUUUUUGUAUAUGCGUCCAACGUUUCAGUGCUUGAAUAAGCUACCAUUGCCAGAGGCACCCUACUUGUUUGGCAUUCUUUUGCAGAAAUGGGAAGUACCUUGGGCAAAAGUAUUUCCUAUCAGACUCCUGCUACGGCUGGGAGCAGAGUACAGAUAUUAUCCCUGUCCACUUGUUGGUGUCCGCAACAGAAAACCUGUUUUCUUUGAGAUAGGACACACAAUUAUAAAUUUACUGGCAGAUUUUCGCAACUACCAGUACAUGUUGACCCAGAUAAGAGGGGUGGUAAUUCAUAUGGAGAAUAAGAAAACAGUCAUUAGUUUUCCACGUAACAGAUAUAAUGAGGUGAUGAAGGUAGUAAGGAGCAGCAAUGAACAUGUGAUGGCGCUGGGCUCAUCCUUCAGCUCUGAAGCCGACUCCCACUUAGUCUGUAUCCAGAAUGAGGAUGGCAACUACCAAACUCAAGCUAUAAACAUUCAAAAUAAACCUCGUUUAGGUAUGGCAGAAAGUUUUGAUAACCAUCUCGUCACAGGAGCAAGUUUUGUUAUAUUUAAUGGUGCUUUAAAAUCCAGUUCUGGAUUGAGAGCUAAGUCCAGUAUUGUAGAAGAUGGACUGAUGGUCCAAGUAUUGCCUGAGGCCAUGGUUAGUAUCAAAGAGGCAUUAAAGGAAAUGAAGGACUACACCAUCCUCUGUGGGCCUGUGGAGUCUAAUACACCUGAGGAAAUGGUGGAACUUAAAUGGGUAGACAACGACAGGAAUUUCAAUAUUGGUGUGAAGAGUUACAUAGAUGACACAUCACUAGAGGGUGUGGAGAGUGUCACAGUAAAGACACCUUCAGACUUCAUUGGUGAAAACCUGGCUAUCCGUUGGACUCGAGUUUAUUUCCUUCAGCAUGAGGACACCACUUCUAGUCAUUUUGAUCCGCUAGACCUAAGUCGUCUAACGGAGGACAUUGCCCAGGCUUGUUGUACAGCACUAGUCAAAGAUUUGGAUGAGCUGAAGAAAGAAGGUCAAAUCAAACUGGGACUCAGAGUCAACCUGACCAGAGAUUCAGUUGGAUAUGAAAUAGGAUCAAAAGGCCACUUGUUGCCACCUGCAAUGAUAAAUAACCUGGACACUUUCCUUGUUCCUAUUGUCCAUCAAGCAUCAGAAGAGGGGAUUGUCAUGGAGCUGGUCUUCAAUAUUGUAGAUUAGGGAGCGCCACUGGCAGACAUUGUCUGACCAAAUUUUAUUAUGUCCUUUAUUGUUAAGUUCUGUGAUCAAUAUGUCAACUGUGUGAUUUUAUUUUUCAUCUCCCCCCUUAAAUGUUUUUUGAAACAUCUUAAAGUUUGAAUUUUGGUUGAAAUUAUACAGUGUUAAUGUAUUUGAUUUUAUAGCAGCUGCACAUGAAGUGUUUUUUUCUAUACAAUUUUGAAAUAAUUAUAAAUUUGUGGCUAUUUUUUUGUCAGUAGAAAUAAGGAAGUCACCAAUAGGCAAUGAUAUACUGGUCUGUUGUUUUGCAACAAAUGUGUCUGAAAAAAUUGAACAACCUAAAUUAAAAUACUCGUUCCUGCUAUGUAAAUCAUAGAGUGGAUCACCAUAUUUGAAAUAAUACAUUAAAUAACUAGGAAUAUUUAUUUCUUUUGAAUUGCAGUAUUUCCCAAAUUCUCACCAGUAAAUAUUUUUGAAUGAAACAGAGGGAUAAUCCUUUAUUGAUGUUUGAAAAGGAAAUAUAAUUGAUAGUUAUUGGUGUGUUGGGCAAACUGGCCAGAUUUUGUUAGAAAAUUUAAAUAGCUGUGAGCUUGUGAGGUUAUUUGUUGGUACUUAACUAGAUGUCAAGAAAAUUCUUUGUUGAUUAAUAUAAUUCAGUUUGUUUAGAUGGUUGAAAGAUGUAAAAAAACAUUUCUGUCUAAAAACACCACACAUCCUUAAAAAUAUUGAAUGAGUGAUAGAAUUUUUUUUGGAAAGCUUAAGGUUAAAGUUUUUUUUUAAAUUACUUGAAUUGUCGCAGAAUAAAAUAGAUAAUCUCUAUUCCUUUGAAGAAAUGAAAAUAAAAUGUUUUAGAUUAUUUAGAUAUGCUACCUUUUUGGCCAACAUGCAGAAGAUUUUAAUAUUGCUCAGUUUUAAUAAACUGCUUAAAUAAUGUAUAGUGUUCUCUAACAAAAGAAUUAACCUGAUAAAGUAUGUCCUCGUUUUAGAUGGGCAUCUUGUUUACUUUGUAUUUUUAUUACACACUAGUGCCCUGGGAACACAAGUGUUGAUGAAAUAAAGAUGAUACCUCACAUUGUUAACUUUGUUGUUUUCCUGUGACUGUUACCAUUAGGGCAUUUGGAAUGUUGUACAAUAUAUAUAUAUAAGCAUGUUUCCAGUCUUGUACUCAUCAUGUAUUGUGACAUUUGAUUUUAUAUUUAUGUAUCUACCCAAUCCAUCGAUGGAAAUAUUGCAAUAGAUAGGUGUUUUGUGAUAGAUUGGUUCUCCUACAACACACUGUUCAAAUCCCUCAAUAUUUGAGCCAGAUUGUGUUACCUUUAGAGUAGACUAGACAAUAUAUGUAUGCACUGUUAUGGUUAGUGAUGAUCAGCCACUUGGCAUGGUUCUCAAUCAGUUGUCAGCCUCUACAUUUAAGAUUGUUAGUAUUGCCAUGGUAAUACACUGUCAUUAUUUUUAAGUCUAUGAUGGAAUAUUAAGUAUUUAAAACAUGCAAAUUUUGCUAAUAUUGCUAAGCAUUACUCAAGAGAAGUUGUGACACAGUUUUUUUUUUUUUUUAAAUUGAAUAUUUAGGGAAGAAUACAUUAACUAUUACUGUUAAAUUUAAAUAUAUACAUGGUAUGUUACUCCAUUACUCAUUAAAAAAAUCAAUUAUAAUUAUACUAUAAGGUGAUCAAGAUUUCUUAUGUAAACAAAGCUAUAUGGACGGAGGAAUGCAUUACUCAUUGUGUCUAAUAAACCAUCCAAGAUAUUACCAAUGUAAAAUUUGUUGGCUGUGUUAAAAAUUGGCUCUGGCUAUUUUGUUAACUGGGUGUUAGUGUUAACAUUUUGUUCUGGUUGCCAGGAUUUUGAUACCUUUUAAAGACUAUUUUUUGUUGUGUACAGUCACAGUAUACCUAUCUAGUUUUGUUGGACAUUUGAUGAUUAUCACUUAAGAAAUUCCCAGAAUUUGCUUUAUUUGUACAUAUGAUUAUUUAUUUUAAUUAAGCACAAGAGAAAAAAAUGUAUUGCCCACAGAA
Molecule: messenger RNA, 6740 nt
Organism: Physella acuta
Lineage: Eukaryota; Metazoa; Mollusca; Gastropoda; Physidae
Product: zinc finger FYVE domain-containing protein 9
Biological process (GO): endosomal transport
Cellular component (GO): early endosome membrane
Molecular function (GO): metal ion binding
Source: RefSeq, a predicted model, not a curated record